Molecule: messenger RNA, 3842 nt
Organism: Acanthaster planci (crown-of-thorns starfish)
Lineage: Eukaryota; Metazoa; Echinodermata; Asteroidea; Valvatida; Acanthasteridae
Product: organic cation transporter protein-like
Biological process (GO): transmembrane transport
Cellular component (GO): membrane
Molecular function (GO): transmembrane transporter activity
Source: RefSeq, a predicted model, not a curated record
AUUUUUUAACGUAAACCGUGAAAUCCUUGAGCCCACAUCUCUGCCGUUUUAAGUUGCUCUGCAUGCAAAUUAACAUUUAGAUAAAGUCGCAACAGUAAUCUUCCACAAUGAUUAAUUCCUAAUUUCCCUUGGUCUAUUAUGACUUAUGACUACCAAGUAAAUAAUGCACAGUGCAUUACCACGGUGUGGAACAACGAAAAAAAAUCAGGAAAAACUGUCACAGUGGUUUGCUCCAAGCUUUCAGCGAUGCUAAGGCCCAGUCCCACCGCAGUAUCCCGGCUCGUUCUUCAAUUUGUGCCUUUGACCUCGCUCAGAAUUUAAGGACAGGAUGGAUCCGAGUUGAUUGCUUCUAAACCACUGAGUGCCCUCUGGGAAAAAUGGGUUGUGGCACACUGGCAUUACAAAAAAGAAAUUGCCGCAGCAAGCUGGAAUGGUUAUGGUCUGAUGUCCCCAGUGGCAACCCUCUGCCAUAAAAGACUGAACUUUGAUUACAACGAAGAAUAGAUUUCUCUCUUUCUUUAAAUGUAAGUAAGUGUGGUCACUGUUUGGGACCUGGCUGCCUCCAGUCAACUCGUAUGAUUGGUAAAUACGCAAGUGACCCGCUGGACUGAGCUCCGAGGACAAGUUCGACCAAGGUCCAUUUAUUGACUGCUGGUCAAUUUUCCCUGGUAACCUGAUCAUAGCAUAUCACCCGGAGACCGCAGGCAAAGUGGACAAACUAGUGGCAGGUGGCCAAUGCUCGUCGCUCGAACUUGCCUCAGAUCUGGGGAGUCGGUGUUGGUUUUACACUACAGUUCUAUCCAACAACAGUUGUUCCAGUCACAGGAAGAGCUUGCCAUCAGGAUGCAAUUCGAUCAGAUUCUAGCACUCCUUGGAGACUUUGGGCCCUACCAGAGGCGGAUCUUCUUUCUGAUUUGUCUGCUGAGUGUACCGGGCGCUUUUCACAAGCUAGCCCAGGUCUUUCUCGGGGCAGGAACGGACCACUGGUGCGCCGAGCCCGAGUGGGAAGACCAGGACUGCAUGGGUUGGAACUUGACGACGACGGAAUGCCAGCUGGCCAAGAAGAACGCGUCCAUCCCGAGAGACGAGCGCGGGGAGUUCAAGCAAUGCGGGCGGUACAACGUGACUGGGGUGAUGUUCUACCCGGGGCUUGACACCAGUAACUUCACCACAGAGGAAUGCAUGGAUGGGUGGGUUUAUGACACCAGCCAGUAUGAAUCUACCAUCAGAAUGGAUUUCACAUUGGUAUGUGAUCGUAAGACGUUUUCUAAUGUGGCUCAGUCCGUUUUCUUCGUGGGAAUUCUACUUGGCUCUGUUGUCUUUGGGUCGCUCGCUGAUUGGAUUGGUCGCACAAAGACCAUGUACAUCGCCAUGUGUUUGUGGCUCGCUGCAUCCAUUGCGGUAGCGUUCUCGCCUAACUUCGCGGCCUACACGAUAUUCCGCGCCUUGGGAGGAGCGGGCAGUUACGGCACUUUCUUACCUGCAUAUGUUCUGGGUACGGAGUUUGUAGGCCCCUCCAAGCGAGUCAUCGUCGGUAUCGUGGGUCAAAUCUUCUUCUCUGCUGGCCUCAUGAUUCUGGCUGGUCUUGCCUACUUCAUCCGUCAGUGGCGCACCCUGGAGCUUGUCAUCACUGCUCCAAUACUUCUCUUCUUCCUCUAUAUCCCUAUUUUCCCCGAGUCGGCACGCUGGCUGAUAAACAGGGGGCGUCAUAAUCAAGCCGAGAAAAUAAUCAGAAAAGUUGCCAAGGUAAACAAGAAAGAGCUUCCGGAUGUACUAUUUGAGGAGGACGAAAUCAAGGAAUUGAAGGAAAAAUUGGAGGCAGAAAGAAAGCCGAACGCGUUGGAUCUCUUCAAAACUCCAAACAUCGCCUUCAAGACGUCUAAUCUCAUGUUCAAUUGGUGUGUCAACAGUUUGGUAUACUAUGGCCUGUCCCUCAGUAUCCCUGAUCUAGCUUCCGACAACUAUCUCGCCUUUUUCAUAUCCGGCGCCAUUGAGAUACCAGCCUACAUACUAGCUAUGGUGGCCAUCGAGAAACUGGGAAGGAGAUUGAAUUUGGGAUCUACUAUGGUCAUCGGAGGGGUGGCCUGUGUGGGGACAAUACUCAUACCCGCUGGGACGUGGCAGACAGCUGUCGCGAUGAUUGGCAAGUUUUGCGUUUCUGCUUCCUUUGCCAUCGUGUACAUCUACUCGGCCGAACUUUUCCCAACUCCUCUAAGGACAGUGGGGAUGGGCGUGUGUUCAAUGGCUUCUAGGAUAGGUGGAAUCGUCUCGCCUCUCAUCCUCCUACUGGAUGGAGUCUGGCAACCAUUACCGUUACUCUUAUUUGGCGUACCUUCCAUCCUAGCUGGUGCUUUGGCCUUCCUCUUGCCAGAGACAAGAGGGAAAGCCCUGCCCGAGACGGUGGAAGAUGCCGAGGAAUUUGGAAAGUUUAGAUGGAUGGAUCAGUACCAAUUCAUUCACAGGGAGAAGAAAGACGAAAGCCCAGUCGCCUGAGGGGAAAGGCGAGAAGGAACUGUCGUAUUCAAACACGGCUUUUUCAGGGACAGAGGAGACAGACAAGAUUUGAAGAACGACAAUAUAUUUGUUGGAGAAUAAUGCAAGAAACUGCAAGCAAAGGAAAGUUGCUAUGUAGCUUGCUGGUUCUUUGGAACUGUUUCUUUGAACCUUACAUUAAUCCAACAGGGCAGCCUAAUUCAAUAAGAUGAAUCAUCGAAAGUCCUCGGUAUAUCAAAAGAUAAAUGACUGAAGACUGCUAGGGUUAAUUAACAAAACCAUUCCUUAAUGCUGUUGCUAAAUGUUAGACUCUAAUUCUGUUUCACAUCACUCAACUUAUUUUCUGUGGUGAUGGGUUGUACUAUUUGUAUAAAAACUACAGGUGUGUAUCUGCUGUUUUUCGGCCUUUGUUUUUAUUCACAUUGCUACUGUCAAAGCCAAUAGCUUUUACGCAAGAAUAUGAACCCUGUGUAUUAUUUAAGUCUACGUAUAAAUAGUGUUUGUUCUCCUACCCACCUCAUUGUCUUUACUUGACCUUUGAACACUUCAAGGUCAAAAGUAUUGGGGAUUUUUUGCUGCCAUUGCUCCUAACCAUGGACAUAGAUGGUAAUCAUGUUUUAAUUGUGCCUUGAAUGCACGGUGAGUUCUUUUUGUCACAAAUCUGUCGAGUUAUUGCCAAAAAGAAGAGAAAAAAGUGUUUAACUUUCCCUGCAGGAGGCCACUUCAAGCUUCGGAAGAUUGCAAAAGGGAGGUUUGCAGUGAAAUUUGCUUGAGUUGAAGUGUGUUCGACUUUUUGCAAAUUUGCAGUGCGAAUAUUUGAUCUGAAAUCCCAAUUUCAUGUUGGCUUUCGCGCAAAGUAUAAAAACCAGCCUUCAGUGAAGCCGCAUUGACAUUAUUAAGUCCAUUUCUGUUGAUCGUUCUUAAUGGUGUGCCAGAGCCAGAAAUAAAUGUUAUUAAAUAUACGUCUUUACACAUCAUUCCCUUUUAAAAAUGUUGACCUUUAAAGUUCUUGAUAUUUUUUACUAGUGUGCCCCCUGUUCAUUUGUUUAAGCCUUAGCUCCCUCCCCCCCCCCAUAUAAUGUAGCCACAUCGUCUGGCCACAGUCAGCGCGGCAGAUCAGCAGAGACCAGUCAACUUCACAUGCUCCUAUUAAACUGGAGUGUGGUUUUCUGCUUGAGCCCUAGUUUGCAAGAAGUCAGUGAUUGAAGUCAGAAUGUAAACUCAUAAGGUCCAUUUUACACAGUGUUUCUUUUUUAGUCUGUUAAAUUUUUUUUAGUCUUUUGAUGUUGUCUUUUCAGUCUGUUUGUCCUUUUAGGCUUUUUCCCGUCUUUUUCAGUACUUUUUCAAUA